AUGGCCGAAAGAUUAGGCAACCUCCACACUCGUGGCAAUGAGAUCAACUACGACUUUGCCGAUCUCGAAGCUCGCGAUGACCAGGAUAGCGGUCAUCCAAGCGAUGAAAUAUAUACUCGGAAUUUAGACAAUUUUGAGGACUCCCCUGACCUCGAGACACGUGAUCUAAAGGAGGCCAGCAAGAUUGACUCUAUCUUUCAGUCUCGAGGAUUAGAGACCAACGAGGAACCCCAUAAUCUCCUGACCCGCGAUUUGGAACUUAACGACGAGAGCCUCGGUGAUGGUUUUGGAAACGUUAUACUUGCUCGCGACAAGAAGACGGGUGGCUCGAAAACAGGCGGCUCGAAGACGGGCAACACAAGGACGAGCAACACAAGGACGAGCAACACAAGGACGAGCGACACAAGGACGGGCGGAUCCGGCUCCAGAUCGACAACGAGCGGAGUGGACAAGGAGAAGAAGGAGAUCAAGGAAAUCCAAGACAAGCAGAGGGCACAGAAAAAGAAGGCAAACGCUGCGGAGGACAGAGAGCGCGACGAGAUUAGGGAGGCUCGCGAAAGGCAGAAAAAAGGCACAACUGCUACAGAAAAAGAUAAGGCUAGGAAGAAGAAGCUUGAGGAGCAGAAUGAGCUCAAUGAUGUAAAGAAGACCAACUCCAAGGAAAGGGAGCGUCUUCAAAAAGAAAAGGACAAGGAGAAGGCAGAGUUAGCCGAAGAGAAGAAGAAGGCGCAGCGACAAGUUUGGUCUCAAGGUUGGAGAUACGGAGAGUGCGUUGACAACAAGGACUUUGCGAAUGGAGUACGUGCUAAGAAGGCCAAGAUUGCGAGGAUGAUGCUGUGUCUCGUCGGGUCUCAUCACACAACGGCAAUGGUGACGACGACUGCGCCCAUCUCUGGAUGGAACCCCGUGCUGUGCGUCGUUCUGGCUGAUGACACCCAGCUCGAGCGCGAUGCCGGUCGUCGAGGUGUCUCCGGGCCAGUCGGCGAGAUAGGAGGAGAAGGACCGCAGGUCGGCGGUGAACCUCUCCAGGUCCAUUCUAACAACGUCGGGAUCCGCCUCAUGGCAUGGUUGGUAAAAGGGCUCGUCUAUCCUCACAUGCAGUGCGACUUGCCGGACCAGAUGCCCCCGGCGCUUGAUGUGCCGAUGGAAGCCCCGGAAACCCGAACCCGAAACCGAGGGCCGGAAAGUGAGGGUCUGCCAGAGCAGUGGUUCGAAGAAGGGCCGCCAUUCCUUCGAGACGAUGGCCAGGCUGGCCAGGAUUUCCUUUUCGUGAGGUGA
This is a messenger RNA of Colletotrichum higginsianum IMI 349063, 1278 nucleotides long. RefSeq names its product EC9 protein. The record is from RefSeq and is a predicted model, not a curated record. The transcript has 2 exons. The coding region runs from base 1 to 1278 and encodes 425 amino acids. NCBI's taxonomy places the organism in Eukaryota, Fungi, Ascomycota, Sordariomycetes, Glomerellales, Glomerellaceae.